This is a messenger RNA of Monoraphidium neglectum, 696 nucleotides long. RefSeq names its product AP-4 complex subunit sigma-1. The transcript is spliced from 4 exons. The record is from RefSeq and is a predicted model, not a curated record. Gene Ontology annotation, biological process: protein transport; vesicle-mediated transport. NCBI's taxonomy places the organism in Eukaryota, Viridiplantae, Chlorophyta, Chlorophyceae, Sphaeropleales, Selenastraceae. Gene Ontology annotation, cellular component: intracellular membrane-bounded organelle. Bases 1 to 696 code for a protein of 231 amino acids.
AUGACCAUAAAGUUCCUCCUGCUGGUCAACAAGCAGGGGCAGACACGCCUGGCCAAGUACUUCACAGAGCACCUGAGCGUAGAGGAGAAGCGGGCGCUGGAGGCGGAGAUCGUGCGGAAAUGCCUGGCGCGCACAGACAAGCAGUGCUCGUUCUUUGAGCACCGCGCCUACAAGGUGGUGUACCGCCGCUACGCCAGCCUCUUCUUCAUGGUCGGCGUGGACUCAGAAGAGCUCGCAUCAUCACCUGCGAGCAGCAUUGACACGCCAGGAAACCAGCAGCAGCCGCAGCAGCAGCCGCAGCAGCAGCCGCAGCAGCAGCAGCAGCAGCAGCAGCAGCAGCAGCAGCCGCCGGGCUCUGGCGCUUCCCCGACCCCGAAAUCAGCCCACCGAUCCAUCCCCCUUGCAUCUGUUCACGCCAUCACUUUGUCGACACAAUGGCACACACACUCUGUCCAGAACGAGCUGGAGAUGCUGGAGUUCAUCCAUUGCUUCGUGGAGGUGCUGGACAAGCACUUUGGCCAGGUCUGCGAGCUCGACAUCAUGGCAGACCCCGACGUGCGCAUCGUCGCGUACGGUAUCGCGGCAUCGUGCGCGGCGCUCGCCGCCCUCAACACCGUCGCCGCCGCCGCCAGCAGCGGCGGCAGCAGCAGCAGCAGCCACGAUCAGCACUUGCUGCCGUCGGGGGCCCUCACAUAG